This is a messenger RNA of Lolium perenne, 2589 nucleotides long. The record is from RefSeq and is a predicted model, not a curated record. Lineage: Eukaryota; Viridiplantae; Streptophyta; Magnoliopsida; Poales; Poaceae.
AUGGCGCAUCUGCUCCGAUCCGUGCUGUACCCUCCUCCAGGCCAUAAGAACCACCUAGUCCCACCGCCAAUUGUUGCUUCAAGCUCUGGAUCUAACCAGGGUCCUCGCCGGCGAGCUGCGGCAGAUACGGCGAACGCCAGAGCAGGAGAGCCGUUGCAGCAACCCAUCCAUGGAAGAUUCAACAACCCUCCGGUGUUUUUCAACCAGAACCCCGAAGAUGACCAACCAGCUGCAUCGGGGUUUGUUGCCGACAGCAUCCUUCAAGGUUUUGACCUCAACAAGCCAGCGCAAACAGAAGGUUAUGAUGGUGCUGAUCAAGAUGGGAAUGAUGCAAGCAAAAUUUGUUCCUCGGACCAAAUAGUACAGCAAGUGCAGCGUGUGGUUCCAUUUGUUGGGAUGAUGUUCGAUGACCUUGAAGUAGCAAAACAAGUAUACAAUGACUAUGCGUGGAAGCUUGGUUUCGGCACACGCAUUGGAAACACCAAGUAUAGCACAGCACGAGGAGUGCCAAAGGACACAAUACUGAGCAGAGUGUUUGAGUGUGUGCAUACUGGUAAACCAGCAGUUGAAUGUAAGAAUGCUGCUGCGAGAAGCAAAGAAGCUGCUGCAAAAGUAAAAGAAGCUUCUGUUGAUAUGAGCAACAUUGGUGAGCAAAAGUCAAGAAGCAAACAAGCUGGUUCUGAGAUGGACGUGAACGAAUCAAAGCAGCGUAAUAUUUUGCUUCGAUGUGAUCGUAAAGCACAUAUGGUUGUUGGGAAGCGGAAUGGCCAUUGGUCUGUCACUGUUUUUAAAGAAGAUCACACCCACCCAAUGGUGAAGCUAGCAGGGAGGCGACGCUACUACAGAUCACAUAGGAAAGUCCCAGAAGAAGAUUUCCAAUUCCUACAGACGCUACAUAAUCAAAACAUUACAACCGCUCAGAUAAUGGGUUGUCUAGGAAGUGUGCAUGGUGGCGACCCAAGGACGCUAGGCUACGUGAAGAGAGAUGUGUCUAACAUAAGGACAAUGCUGCGAGAGGAAGUAUCACAGCGUGAUAUGAGCAUGGUGAUUGAGUACUUUGAACGCAGGAAAGCAGAAAGUCCAAAUUUCUUUUAUGACACACAAGUUGAUUCAAACAAUGCUGUCAGAGGAUUAUUCUGGGUGGAUGGAAGGACCAGAGCACUAUACCCCAAGUACAAGGACUGUGUUUUCUUCGACACAACCUUUUGCACCAACAAGUAUAAUCUUCCUUUUGCUCCAAUCGUGGGAAUAAAUAACCACACACAUACGAUUGUUCUAGGUUGUGCUUUGCUACCGGAUGAAACAACAGAAACAUUUAAGUGGGUAUUUGAAAGGUGGAUGCUCGCAAUGAAUCAGAUGCACCCAGAUCAUAUAAUGACAGACCAGGACCAGGCUAUGGCUACUGCAAUUGACAAGGUAUUUCCAAAUUCAGUACACAGAUGCUGCUGCUACCAUGUGCUGCACCUAGCAAGGAAAAAGCUUGGUCCAAAUUUGGGAGAAGGCCAUCCAUUUGCAGAUGCAUUUUACUCAUGCAUAUAUGGAACUGAUACUAUUGAGGAGUUUGAAUUCUGCUGGCAGCAUAUGCUGCGAAGCUUCGACAUGGCAGAGAACAACCACCUCAAUAAUAUGUGGAAGAGCAGAAAGACAUGGGCACCAGUUUACUUCAGGAAAAGUUUUUUCCCAUUCACAAGCACAACUGGAAGAUCGGAAGGCCUUAACUCAUACUUCAAGACAUUGGUUCGCCCUAGUGACUCCGUGUGGAAUUUCGUGCAGCAGUAUGAGUUGUGCCAGAAUUUGAUGCUGGAUCGUGAAGACAAUGCGGGCUUCACAAUGGAGACGACGACAGCAAAGCUUUGGGGCAGUUACAGCAUUGAAGAACAGGCAUUGAAAUUUUACACAAGGGAAGUCUUCGACAGGUUCCAAAAAAUGGUUCAGAGUUCAACAAGAUUUUACCCUAUCCAUGUAGAGGCAGAAGGCUUAUGUUUUGAUCUUGUUCCAAAUCAAGACCUUGAUGUGAAAACUUAUCGGGUUGCAGUUAACCCUGAAGAAGGAUUGUACACAUGUGGAUGCAACAUGUUUGAGAUGUGUGGUUUAAUAUGCCCACAUAUCAUUAGGGUGAUGGUGCACCUCAAUGUGCAGCAAAUACCAGGAAGAUAUAUGCUUGAAAGGUGGUCUGCAGCAGCAACAACACAUGCCCCUGAACCUGGGACAAAUACAAUCAGAUUUGGUGUCCCAACAAGUAACACACUCAAGUACAACUCACUGUGCAGAAAGAUGAACCAGUUGGCAUCUGACGCAUGCUUUGAUGAUGAUACAUAUGUUGCUGUAUCCCGCAUUGUUGACGAAGCAAGCAAAGUUGUUGCUACAAUGCUGAAAGCAAAAGGUCAAGUGCAGCAGGAAGGAGAAGGUUAUCAGCAUAGACAGAGUGAGGACCAGAGACAGCAAAAACCUGAAGCUCCACAAGCAACAAACAACAACAGUAGAUGGUACUGCAAGUCACCAGGUGAAGAAUCCUCCACGUACGAAGCCAAAAGGUCGCCCAAAGAUAACAGAAAAGCGGAGGAAGACAUUGGUCGAGCUGCGGGAUGA